AUGACUAAAUUCAUCGCCACCAGCUCAAAGCACCCAACGGUCACCACCUCGGAUGCAACCACGACCUUUCACGCGACGACCUUUUUCAACAUCUUGCAAUUCUCGUUCCCAUUUGCUCAUCCGACAAUGGACUACGCAUCGAUUGAAACGCCAGCCGCCUGCUAUGCCGACUUUUGUCUGAUUCCCGUCGGCACAGGAAACAUUUCCGUCGCCGAAGAGGUCGCCGACGUUCAGCGCGUCCUCAAGGCCAGCGGGCUCAAGUACACGAUGCACUCUGCGGGCACCACCGUCGAAGGUGCUUGGGACCAGGUCAUGGCCGUCAUCGGCAAGGCGCACACCGUUGUGCAUCGUCGGGGCGUCUUUCGCGUGCAAUCCUCCAUGCGCGUGGGAUCAAGGACGGAUAAGACGCAAACGGCAGCGGACAAGGUCAAGCGCGUUAACGAUAUCCUGGCUAAGAACGACAACGAUGUCAUGGAUAGUAAAGUGUAA
Messenger RNA from Akanthomyces muscarius, 489 nucleotides. RefSeq lists its product as uncharacterized. Bases 1 to 489 code for a protein of 162 amino acids. The record is from RefSeq and is a predicted model, not a curated record. Lineage: Eukaryota; Fungi; Ascomycota; Sordariomycetes; Hypocreales; Cordycipitaceae. Gene Ontology annotation, cellular component: cytosol. The transcript has 4 exons.